CAUAACGAGGCGGCAAAUAUCAAACCUGUGGACAGGUGAAUGGUAGUAAAAUUAGAAGACGUUUUGCGCACAUCGACGAGUGUAAGGAUUUUAGCCAGUUGUUAGGAAACUAGGCACUAAAGUCGCUAAUAACUCAACAAUGUCCCAAGGGACAGUUUCGGCACGUUUGUCAAUCAACCCCACAAGUGCCAAUUCUCAGGCUAACAACAACGAUGUCUCGGAGGCGGCUUGACAACCGCAAUGGACCUAAUGGGUUACUUGGAGAAAUUCAAACCCUUAUCAAUACGGAACCGAUGGACAGUAUGUACGAAAUCACCGGCGAGUUGGGCAGGGGGAAAUUUGCAGUGGUGAAGCGGUGCACGGAGAAGGCCACGGGAAAGGUGUUCGCCGCCAAGUUCCUGCGGAAGCGGCGGCAGGGCCGAGACUGCCGGGCCGAGGUGGUGCACGAGAUGGCCGUGCUGGAGGCGGCCCGCAACAACCCUCGUGUGGUCAACCUGCAAGCUGCCUACGAGACAGACCACGACAUCAUCCUGCUGCUGGAAUAUGCGGCGGGGGGUGAGAUCUUUGACUACUGUGACUGUGAUGAGCUGCUCCCCGAGGGCCAGGUCACACGGCUGAUCAGACAGAUGCUGGAGGGCGUUCACCUUCUCCACCAGACCAGCGUGGUGCACCUGGACCUCAAGCCCCAGAACAUUCUCUUGACCAGCCUGGCUCCGCUGGGGGACAUAAAGAUUGUGGACUUUGGCCUGGCGCGCAAACUGGGCACAGUCGGAGAGCUCCGAGAGAUCUUGGGCACGCCCGAGUAUGUGGCCCCAGAAAUUCUAAACUACGAGCCUAUCACCACGGCAACUGACUUGUGGAGUGUGGGGGUGAUAGCCUACAUGCUGGUGACAGGCGAGUCUCCGUUUGCAGGAGACGACAAACAGGAGACGUACCUGAACGUGUCCCAAGUCAAUGUGGACUACAGCCAAGAGGCCUUCUCCAGGGUGUCGGAGCUCGCCGUCGACUUCAUCCGCAAGCUGCUGGUCAAAACACCAGAGGACAGGUCCAGUGCAGCCGACUGUAUGACCCACCCCUGGCUGUGGCAUCAGUACCCAAGUACCGAGCCCGUCACGCCACGUACACGCCGCCAGAGGAGCAGUGGUAACAAGUGGGCCGCCCCACCCGAGGACCCACAGGACAAGGAGAACUUCACCUUGGACUCGCCCCACGCCAAGCGGUUUCGGUUUGAUGUGGACACGCCCGGGGACUUUUGAGGGGGAAAGAGCGACGCAAGCGCCCCCCUCCUGCGACCUCCCCUUGUGGUUUUAUGCAGCAAGGAACCUGCAGGCCUUUUCUGUUCUACCGCUCGCUUGUAUCCAGUGUGUCCGGCCAAACCAAAGUUAACCAGCUUACUUUGUGAUCUAAUGAGUAAUAGUAUUUUAGAGUGAGCUGUUUUGUCUUUUGUUUUGUCUAGGACAUUUAUGUCCCUGAAUUUACAGAGAAUGGGUGGCCAGAUAUAUCUCAAGGGAAAUCGAUGCUAUACUGUUUUUCCACAAACUUUUAAGAGACAUUUUAAACAGUCAACAAAUUAUUACUUGACCAUUUUUGCCAGAAGGCUAAUAAGUGGUCGUAAAAGUGUUCUUAGACGCUAAAAAGCAUUUGAAAGAACACUGAGCUGUGCAGAUACAAGCUAAAUCAGUCUACUUGAGGACGUGAAAGUAAAGUAUCCUCGUACUAUAUGCUUGUUUGCUUGACCCAAGAUGUGCAUUACCUCCCUACUCUCAAACAAGCAUUAGCUUUGGGCCAUGGCUUUCGCCGAGUGGCAUAUUACAUUCCAUUCCAUCUGACAUUCCCUUGUCUAGUUCUCAGGAACUCUACAACACAUCUGAAAAUGCAUGUCAUUGAAGACAGGUUUUCUAUGCACACAUUACCCAGCCAUGGCCUGCAUGAUAAGUAAGCCAAUGAGUCAUGCUAUUUUCUGUCUAUUACAGUGUUUAUUGUUUACCUGAACUCUCCUGGUUUACAAUUCCACAGUAAUAGAGGCGGUUUAAGAGGGCUCUAAAAAAGGUGACUCAUAGACAGUUCACACCACACCCAUGCUUACUCAAAUGUUUCUGCAAAGUUGUCAGUUCCUCUUUAAUCAUUAGCCUAAGGCAAAUGUGACUGAAGCACUUUCUAUUUAUCAUCUGGGUAUUUCAUGAAUUACUUACCUGGAAAAUGACCAUGUCCUCUGAAGUGUUUCUAUUCCAAGUAUAACUUGAACACAACUUAUUUCCUGAUGUUCACCAAAGUAAUCUAAUCUGCAUCCCUUUAAUCAGCAUUAAAAAGCUAUUACAUUUUUCUAGGGCUCGGAAGCCUUUUAAAGCUCAAUGAGUCAGAUACAGUGCAUUUGGAAAGUAUUCAGACCUUGACUUUUUCUACAUUUUGUAAAGUUACAGCCUUGUUCUAAAAUGGAUUAAAUCGUUUUUUUUCCCCUUCAUCAAUCUACACACAAUGCCCCAUAAUGAUAAAGUAAAAACAGGUCUUUAGAAGCACGUUUGGCAGCGAUUACAUCCUUGAGUCGUCUUGGGUUUGACGCUGCAAGCUUGGCACAACUGCAUUUGGGGAGUUUCUCCCAUUUUUCUCUGCAGAUCCUCUCAAGCUCUGUUCGUUUGGAUGGGGAGCGUUUCAGUUCUCUCCAGGGAUGUUCAAUCGGGUUCAAGUCCAGGCUCUGCUGGGCCACUCAAGGACAUUAAAAGACUUGUCCCGAAGCCACUUCUGCGUUGUCUUGGCUGUGUGCUUAGGGUUGUUGUCCUGUUGGAAGGUGAACCUUCGCCCCAGUCUGAGGUCCUGAGCGUUCUCAAGCAGGUUUUCCUCAAGGAUGUCUCUGUACUUUGCUUCAUUCAUCUUUCCUUCGAUCCUGACUAGUCUCCAAGUCCCUGCUGCUGAAAAACAUUCGCACAGCAUGAUGCUGCCACCACCAUGCUUCACCAUAGGGAUGGCACCAGGUUUCCUUGGCACUUGGCAUUCGGCCCAAAUAGUUCAAUAUUGGUUUCAUCAGACCAGAGAAUUUUUUUUCUCAUGGUCUGAGUCUUUAGGUGCCUUUUGGCAAACUCUAAGAGGGCUGUCGUGCCUUUUAACUGAGUGCGAUCCGUCUGGCCACUACCAUAAAGGCCUGAUUUGGUGGAGUGUUGCAGAGAUGGUUGCUCUUCUGGAAGGUUCUCCCAUCUUCACAGAGGAGCUCUGUCAAAGUGACCAUCGAAUUCUUGGUCACCUCCCUGACCAAGGCUCUUCUCCCCCGAUUGCUCAGUUUGGCAAGGUGGCCAGCUUUAGGAAGAGUCUUGGUGGUUCCAAACUUCUUCCAUUUAAGAAUGAUGGAGGCCACUCUAUUCUUGGACCUUCAAUGUUGCAGAAAUGUUUUGGUAUCCUUCCCCAGAUCUGUGCCUCAACAUAAUCCUGUCUCGGAGCUCUACGGACCAUACCUUCAACCUCAUGGCUUGGUUUUUGCUCUGACGUGCACUGUCAACUGUGGGACGUUAUAUAGACAUGUGUGUGCCUUUCCAAAUCAUGUCCAAUCAAUUGAAUUUGCCACAGGUGGACUCCAAUCAAGUUGUAGAAACAUCUCAAGGAUGAUCAAUGGAAACAGGAUUCAGUUGAGCUCAAUUUCUAGUCUCAUAGCAAAGGAUCUGCAAAGUGGUGUAAAUAAGGUAUUUCUAAUUUUUAUAAAUUAAAAAAACAAUUAAUUUGUUUGCUUUGUCAUUAUGAGGUAUUGUGUGUAGAUGUGGAUUUUUUUUUUUGAUUUAAUACAUUUUAGAAUAAGACUAACGUAACAAUGUGGAAGAAGGGAAGGGGUCUGGAUACUUUCCGAAUUCUCUGUAUAUUGGGAGUCAUAACAGAUUGUCUCUGUAUGGAGGCGAAUACAUUCCGUCCUAUCCCCUCUUCAUUCCAUUUCCUUCUCGUCUCAGGGCAAAUGACUUUUCACUUUGGUCAUUACUAUUGUGUGCCUCUUUUUAUAUUUGCCCUUUUUAUGUACAUUUUGUCUAACCUGAUUAUCAAUAUAUUUAUAUAAUGGGAUGGUGUUUUGUUUGUUUAGAUGUACAUUGUGCUUUUAUUUAACUGGAUUCCGAUGGGUUUAUUAAGAAUAUAUGGGAUAUAGCAUCUCUUAACAAAAAUAUGUUUUGGUAAUGGGUGACAUAAAAUUUAAAUAUGCUUUGCUUGUAAAGUGGUGAAUGUUUGAUAUGCGUGACAGUUUUGGCAAAGUGAUUAGAGAUGGAUUUAUAAUAGAAAAGAUGGGUUUCGGUUAUGAGGAAAGGGUAUGCCGUUGAGAUGCUUGCGGAGAGGACGAUAAAAUAUUUUUGGUUACGGAAGUGAUGUGGGUAAAGGUUAUGGAAUUGACUAUGAAUUAUGGACAGGAAAACUUUUUAGUAAUGCAGUCGAUUAACAGGAGAAACAUUUUUGAGAUAUUUGUACAGUGUUACCAGGAGGAGAAUUAUUUUUGGGAUAUAUGGACGGUCCUUGAACGGAACAUUUUUGACAGUGAAGAACAUGAAAUGGAAGUGCUCUGUUGAGCAUUCAUUCACAUGGAAGCCCAUCCACCUGUGAACUUAUGAAAUAAUAUACAAAUGCUUCCAGGGGUUCUCAGUAUUGAAUCUGGAUUGUUAUGAAGCCUAACUGCCAGUAGACCUCAACUGAACAUGUCAGUUGUCCAAAAAGGUGCAAAGACUUUCUUGUUUGUGGUCCUCAAGGUUUCCCAGAGAGAGGUCACCGGCCUGGCACACACAAUAGCCUUUGUCUUGGAGAGGGGCUUCUCCAGUCACGGCCAAGCGCUCAAUGUAUGCUGUCAUCCAUACGGAGAACUAGAACACCACUACAUCAUUACAUUGGUUUAGUAAUCAUUACCCUCAGUUCAAAGACAUUAAAAUAGAAGUUUGAGGUGCUGCUGUCACCAAUUGGCACAAAGUGGACUUGUACAACUUGAUUAUUUGUAGGAGCGCAACUGGUGUAUGACUGAGUACCACAGGAGGUUGGUGGCACCUUUUAAUUAGGGAGGAUGGAUGGUAAUGGCUGGAGCAGAAUAGGUGGAAUGUUUGAUGCCAUUCCAUUUGUGCCGUUCCAGACAUUAUUAUGAGCUGUUCUCCCCUCAGCAGCCUCCACUACUGAGGCCAAGUGACACAAAAUGGACUUGAUUACAGUUGUAGGAGAUUCACUGCUGUAACGCUAUUGUUUUGUAUCGCUGUUCGCUGAGACCAAUUGGCACAGAAGUGGACUUGUACAACUUGGUUAUAUUUGUGAGUGUGCCACUGCUUUUUCAUUUUGUACGGCUGUCAGAAUGGACUUUGACUUACAGACGUCAGUCAAGUGACUGACUGGUCUCUGGGGACUUAAGUGGCAUUUUCUCCCACUUUACCAGGGUAAUACUUAAGGAAAGGUGGGUAAAACUCGUGCUAGUUAGAAGCACAAGCAAUAACCCUUCGAAAGAUAUGUUUAUUUUGCAACUGAUAGAUUUUAGGUACACUCAGUUUAGAAUGGACCAAUUCAAAUGCAAUCAAAAACAAUUUACACUGAACAAAAAUAUAAAUGCAAAAUGUGAAGUUUUGGUCCAUGAGCUGAAAUAAAAGAUCCCAGAAAUGUUAGAUAUACACAAAAAGCUUAUUUCUCAAAUUUUGUCUACAGAUUUGACAUGCCUAUUAGUGAGCAUUUCUCCUUUGCCAAACUAAUCCAUCCACCUGACAAGAGUGGCAUAGCAAGAAGCGGAUUAAUCAGCAUUAUCAUUACACAGGUGCACCUUGUGGUGGGGAUAAUAAAAGGCCACUAAAAUGUGCAGUUUUGUCACACAACACAAUGCCACAGAUGUCUCAAACUUUGAGGGAGUGUGUAAUUGGCAUGCUGCCUGCAGGAAUAUCCACCAGAGAAUUGAAUGUUAAUUUCUCUACUAUAAGCUGCCUCCAAUGAAAUUUGUCAGUAUGUCCAACCAGCUCAAAACCGCCGGCCACGUGUAACCACGCCAACCCAGGACCUCCACAUGUGGCUUCUUCACCUGUGAGAUCGUCUGAGACCAGCCACCUGGACAGCUGAUGAAACAGUAUUUUUCUCUGUAAUAAAGCCCUUUUGUGGGGAGAAACUCAUUUUUAUUGGCUGGGUCUGGGCCUAUGCCCACCCAUGGCUGCGCCCCUGCCUAGUUGUGAAAUCCAUAGAUUAUGGUGUAAUGAAUUUAUUUCAAUUGACUGAUUUCCUUAUAUGAACUGUUACUCAGUAAAAUCAUUGACAUUU
Molecule: messenger RNA, 6231 nt
Organism: Salvelinus fontinalis (brook trout)
Lineage: Eukaryota; Metazoa; Chordata; Actinopteri; Salmoniformes; Salmonidae
Product: serine/threonine-protein kinase 17B-like
Exons: 8
Coding region: 213-1256 (347 amino acids)
Biological process (GO): intracellular signal transduction; positive regulation of apoptotic process; protein phosphorylation
Cellular component (GO): nucleus
Molecular function (GO): protein serine/threonine kinase activity; ATP binding
Source: RefSeq, a predicted model, not a curated record